This is a messenger RNA of Centropristis striata (black sea bass), 2346 nucleotides long. RefSeq names its product toll-like receptor 5. The transcript has 2 exons. NCBI's taxonomy places the organism in Eukaryota, Metazoa, Chordata, Actinopteri, Perciformes, Serranidae. The record is from RefSeq and is a predicted model, not a curated record. Gene Ontology annotation, molecular function: protein binding. Bases 108 to 2027 code for a protein of 639 amino acids.
AACAGAAAUAUCUGUAGAAUAGAGCUCUGACUUUUACUGUGUAGUGGAGAACAUUAUUUAAUAUCCUACCAUUAAAAGUUGGAUUUCUAUUUCCAAGCAGUGUGAAGAUGUGGACGCUGGGUCUUCAGGUGGUUGUCAUCUGUGUUUUCUUACAGGUGCCGGGCUGUUUUCCGUCGUGCCUCAUCACGGGCACUAUCGCCUCCUGUGACUCCAGGAACCUGCGCAGGGUCCCUACUCUCCCUCCCAACAUCACCCACCUGAACCUGCAGGUGAACCGCAUCAGUGAGAUCGACUCCGCCUCCCUGUCGGGCCUGCAGCAGCUGCAGGAGAUCGACCUCAGAUGGCAGCAGUUUGUGAGACUUGUGAUCAGGAACAACGCCUUCAGCGGGCUGAAGCACCUGAGGAAGCUGAAGCUCGGCUCCAACAGCCUUCAACUGGAGCCGCAGGCCUUUGCCGGACUGUCCGGUUUGCAGCAUCUCUACCUGGACUACAGCUCGCUUUCAGAGUCCAUCCUGACGGAGAACUAUCUGGAGCCGCUGACCUCCUUAGAGACUCUUGACCUCUUUGGUAACACGAUGAAAACCCUCCAGCCUGCAAUGUUCUUUGCAAAGAUGACUAAUUUAAAAUAUCUGAACCUGAAGCUGCACCAAAUCGACAGUAUAUGUGAGUCUGAUCUUGCUGCACUUCAAGGAAAGAACUUCACUUUUCUGAACCUGGACUCUCUUAACCUUAUAGACAUGUCUAGAGGACGUUUCGACUGGAAGAAAUGUGGGAAUCCUUUCAGAGGAAUGUCCUUUCAGACUCUCCACAUGUCCAACAAUGGGUUGAAUGCGGCUGGAAUGAAGCAGUUUCUCGCAGCCAUCAAGGGGACCAAGAUCUCCCAUCUGAAAAUGUCAGGACCCAUGGGCAAAGGGUUUUCGUCCCCAUACCUCGCUGAUCCAGACCGCAGCACGUUUGAAGGCCUGAGUGACAGCUCGGUCCACACUUUGGACCUGUCGCAAAGCAAGAUAUUUGCAUUGCAAGAGGGGUUUUUCAGUGCACUGAAAGAAGUCGAAAUCAUUGACAUUUCCCAAAACAGAGUGAACCAGAUCCACAAAAACGCCUUUGAAGGUCUCGAAGGGCAUUUAAAAGUGCUCAACCUGUCUCACAACCUGCUGGGGGAAGUCCAUUCCGACACGUUUCACUCCCUGACAAACCUGAGGGUGUUAGACUUGUCUUACAAUCACAUUGGCAUUCUGGGUACUUACUCAUUUCAGGGACUCUCCAAUAUAAAAGAGUUACAUCUAGCAGGAAACUCUCUGCGGGAAAUUGGACAUUUCCCUUACUUGCUCCACAGCUUAGAUUAUCUCUCGCUGAAUGACAAUAAAAUGACAACUGUGUAUGGACUCAUACGGUUAGCAGAUAAUAUUACACAUCUGGACAUUCGGGACAACAGAUUACCAGAUCUCUGGGAGGUUUACUCCUAUUUGUCCUACGUGGAUAACCUCAAGCAUCUGCUCUACGGAGGAAACACGAUCGGGUUUUGCAUGCUCAAUGGACGUCCUGCAGAAAUCGAAUCGAACAAUCUCACAGUUCUGGACCUCCACAGCAGCUCCCUGCAGUCCGCCUGGUCCGAGGGGAGGUGCCUGAAUAUCUUCGACAAUCUGGGACACGUGAGAAGUCUCAACUUGAGCUUCAACGCUCUGCGGUCUCUUCCUCAGCGCAUCUUCAAGGGUCUCAGCUCAGUGGAGGAGAUGGACCUCUCGUCCAACAGUUUGACUUAUCUGCAGCCUGAAGUUAUACCUAAAAGUCUCAAAGUUCUCCACCUCUCCAACAACUUCAUCGCCUCCCCCGACCCCGCCGCUUUCAGCUCCCUCAGCUCCCUCGACCUCCACAUGAACCGCUUUCACUGCAAUUCCAACCUGACGAGCUUCCUGAACUGGAUGAAGCAGACCAGCGUGACCUUCCUGAGUCCUGUGAAGGAGCUCAGGUGUGAAUUUCCUUCUGCUCACUAUCAGGUUUCUCUGUUAGAUUUCAGUGAACUGUAGAGAAUAGAAGGGAACAAAUAUGUUUGUCCUAGAAAAUCUAAAGGAAUUAAGAAAUUAAAGUGUCAUGAAAUGUUGAUUUGAGUUUGCCUGAUUAUAUCUAGUACAUAUAAAAUUUGUAAUUUCCAUGAUUUACAUUGUUAUUAAGUGGAAUAAUAAAAUGAAAUAAAUCUGUUAUCUUUGUCUACUGCAACUAUCAAUAAGGACUUUGACUCAGGAAUAUUAAUAUAUAUUUAUAUUUAGUACUUUUGCACCAAUACACUACAGAAAAUUAUUUGUAUGUGAAAACCUACUUGGCAAUAAAAAUUAUUCUGAUUCUUAA